This is a messenger RNA of Megalopta genalis, 2954 nucleotides long. Its product is annotated as muscle LIM protein Mlp84B. Gene Ontology annotation, biological process: muscle tissue development; sarcomere organization. Gene Ontology annotation, cellular component: cytoplasm; Z disc; nucleus. NCBI's taxonomy places the organism in Eukaryota, Metazoa, Arthropoda, Insecta, Hymenoptera, Halictidae. The record is from RefSeq and is a predicted model, not a curated record. Gene Ontology annotation, molecular function: actinin binding; structural constituent of muscle.
AACCCCGGGCUAUGACUAGGACGGGCACGACGCGAGAACAGCCAUUCGAAUCCAGUAUUAGUGCGGUGUAGAGUGGUUUCGCCCGGUGGUUUAAAGUCUGACGCCUGCCUCCUACACGAGAGAGUUUCCGUAAAGAUCGUGACUCCGAGACCGAUUACCGGUGUAUAAACAAAAUGCCCUUCAAACCAGUAGAACACCCCAAGUGUCCCAAAUGCGGCAAAUCCGUGUACGCCGCGGAAGAACGAGUCGCCGGAGGCCUCAAAUGGCACAAGAUGUGCUUCAAGUGUGGUCUCUGCGGCAAAUUGCUCGACUCGACAAACUGCACCGAGCACGAGGGCGAGCUAUUUUGCAAAGUCUGCCACGGUCGCAAGUUCGGCCCUAAGGGAUACGGCUUCGGUGGAGGCGCUGGUUGCCUGUCCAUGGAUCAGGGCGAACACUUGAAGAGUAGCGAGGAGCUCUCGCGAGGAUCGAACGCCAUAUUGGAGCCGCGGGUGAUCGCGAAGGCGCCGGAAGGAGAGGGUUGCCCGCGAUGCGGUGGAUACGUCUACGCCGCGGAGCAGAUGCUGGCCCGAGGAAGGCAAUGGCACAAGGAAUGCUUUAAGUGUGCCAACUGCUCCAAGAGAUUAGAUUCCGUCAACUGCUGCGAAGGUCCUGACAAGGACAUCUACUGCAAAGUAUGCUACGGAAAGAGAUUCGGACCGAAGGGUUAUGGCUACGGUCAGGGUGGUGGCGCCCUACAAAGCGACUGCUACGCCAAUGGCGAUGCUGCACCUCGCACCGCUGUGAUCGACACCGCCGCGAUCAAAGCGCCACCUGGCAAGGGCUGUCCACGUUGCGGCGGCGUAGUGUUCGCCGCCGAGCAGGUGCUGGCAAAGGGCCGCGAAUGGCACAGGAAGUGCUAUAAGUGUCACGACUGCACCAAAACUCUGGACUCCAUCAUCGCCUGCGACGGGCCAGAUAAAGAUGUCUACUGUAAGACCUGCUACGGAAAGAAGUGGGGACCGCACGGAUACGGAUUCGCAUGCGGAUCUGGAUUCUUACAAACCGAUGGCCUAACAGAGGAAGAAAUAUCGGCCAGCAGACCAUUCUACAAUCCAGACACGACCUCUAUCAAGGCGCCCGCCGGUCAGGGUUGCCCUCGUUGCGGCGGCAUGGUCUUCGCCGCCGAGCAACAGCUCGCCAAAGGCACCAUGUGGCACAAGAAAUGCUUCAACUGUGCCGAAUGUCACCGGCCAUUGGACUCAAUGCUGGCCUGCGACGGACCCGACAAGGAAAUUCACUGCCGAUCCUGCUAUAGCAAACUCUUCGGGCCCAAAGGAUUUGGAUUCGGCCACACCCCGACUCUCGUUUCCACGAACGGAGAUCAGGCUCCCUCGUACAUCGACGCCAAGCCACAGGUCGGCCAGAAGCGAGACGACGGUCACGGGUGUGCACGCUGCGGCUACCCGGUAUACGCCGCGGAACAGAUGAUCUCGAAGAACCGCUUGUGGCACAAACGUUGCUUCAGCUGCGGCGAAUGCCAUCGUUCGUUAGACUCGACGAAUCUAAACGACGGUCCGGACGGCGACAUCUACUGUCGCGGUUGUUACAAUAGGAAUUUCGGUCCCAAGGGGGUGGGCUUCGGCAUGGGCGCGGGCACCCUGACGAUGGCCUAAUCUCGACGACACGACGAGAUUCUCGAAACAGUCUCAUAUCUCUAUAUAUAUAUAAAUAUAUAUAUAAAUAUAAUAUAAAUAUAAAUCUAUUCAAGUAAUGUGCAAGCGAAUGGAGGAACGUAACGCGUCCGUCGGCGUGGGGACUAAUCCCGGUUCCCGACGACGGCGGCCGUGUUGGUUCCUCCAUCUCCUGUCGUAAGUAUGUAUAUGUAUAGGCGCCUGACUACUCGACUAACUCCGACAAAUGACGAAAGAAACUACGCUGCUCCAUGACAAUCAAAAUGAUACGUCCAUCUCAACAUUACUUCCGACGACCAUACGCGCCGAUCCGAUCGCAACGAGCCCGUCGGGCUCCGUUGAUCGGAUCGCGAUCGGAUAACGGGGUUGCAAGGUCGAUCCCUUCGACGACGUAGCGCACGAACGACCAACGCACCGAUCAUUAUCGAUUAUAUAUUAUCGAAUACAAUUUAUGUACCGACGAACACGCUAACUUUUAUUACUUUUGUAUGGCGAGAUUUCGACCGGGGUUCGGUUCCCUCUCCGGGCGAGGUUCGCGGCAGCUCGGCGCGUCGCACGGACACAAGAUGGCCGCCGCCGCCGUCUCGCGCGGGAAGGGGACCACGGAACGCGCGCGAAAUUUGAAACGACCUCAGGCACCGAGCCCGGGAAAUUCGAAUUGUCCGACCAAGAAACAGGAACCUUGUCAGUAAUUCUUGCAUUUACGGGGUUGCAAAUUCGUGGGUCACGAAGGACAAUGCGCGUCCGCGUAAAUUCGUAGCGUAUUCUCGUCGGUCGAAGAUCCGUCGAAAUUUCUACGGUAAUCCGAUCAUCGCGAAACACUGUCGUUUCGUCGCGAAUGCGCCGUGUUCUUCGACCGGUGGCUUCGAUUGAAACCGGCCGAAAUGCUUGCUGAUCUAGAUGAAUUUGAAUCGAUAAACCGCGAACGAACAAGGCGAAAUUGGUUGGAUGUUUCGAUAUUUUCGGCUCGGGCAUGUUCGUGAACGGUCAAAGAGGGUUCCCCGACAAACGAAACGACGAACGACGACCGCAGCUCCCAUCCCUAACGACGAGCAUGCGAGCGACAUAGUACAAAGGGUAAAUCCGUGUAUACCUGGACCGCAAUCAGGAGCAACGAUGUAAUCCAAAGGACGACUGUUGAGACGAGUGAGAGAAAGAGAUGUUGACGACAGAUAUAUAUAUAUAAGUAAAAAAAAAAGAAAGAAACCACAGAGAUACACACAAGAACGAUUAUUUUCAAUAAAUGUAUAUUUCGAAAUAAAAUGGGGGAGAGACUUGGUA